AUGGAAUACCAAUACCGGGCACUUCCCCCCCUGCAACCCUUUCUUCACCCCAGACCUGCUCCUCCUUCUUAUCACCCCGGGUCUCCUCCCCGAUGGACCACAAUGAAGCCCGCCGAGAAGCAUUUUCGCUGUACGAUCUGUCAGCGAGGCUUCACACGCAUUGAUCAUUUGAAAAGACAUCAUUUAAGACAUUCCGGUCAGAAGCCAUACUCAUGCGUUUUCUGCAACGAGGCGUUUGCGCGUUGUGACAACCUCCGAGAUCACUAUGCUGAUUGUGCUCAACGUGGGGAUCGCCAAAUCCCCGAAACCGGACAGAGGGGUCGCCGCCGCCAUGCAUGCCAAUCGUGUAUGUCUAUGAAGCUUCGUUGCGAUGGUCAAAGCCCCUGUGGUUCUUGCGUGAAACGAAAUCUCGAAUGCAAUAAUGAACGACUCACCCGCCCGUUACAACUCGAUCUGGACGAAGGAUCAGGGUCAGGAUCACCUUCAGGAAAGACUGAGAUUUACCCUGAACAAUCCGACCGUGGAUCUAUUAAGUUCCUGCUGAAUGGUGGUACGGAUACCUUCACGGAACACUGGAGUCUUCCCCCGAGGGGAGACCGUACACGAAGUCUGGUGUUUCAUCAUAGUCAAGAUCAACAGGAUUCUCCGACGGAGAUGUUUCAAUACGAAGUCCAACAAGUCAAUCAGCCUGACUUUACGCCGGCAAUGGUAGACUCAGAUCCAGCUGCCCUCGCAUACUGCCAACCCACAUUCCUCGAUUUCUUCAACGCACCUUAUGGCGAACAAAAGCCUAUAGAGGAUCCAUAUACCGGACAGAUGACUUAUCCACCAGCAGGUCAAGACCCAUGUCUGACCAUACCGUCACAACAGGACGUCUUCGAGCCUGAACCGGAGCGUCCGUUCGCUCUGGCCCUUAUUCAGUCCAUAUCAUCUCGAGCAUGGAUAUUGCCUUUGGAUCCAAAAGCUCAAGAAGAGAUAUCUCAAUGCCUGAGUACAUUGCUCACCACUGCUCGCAUCAGGAAAUUCAUUGCGUUGUACUUCAAGAAUUGGCAACCGAGCUGUCCAAUGGUUCAUCUUCCUUCUUUUGACCCGGAAACGGUACCACUACCACUACUAGCUGGAGUUGUCUUCAUGGGAGCUAUGUAUAGCCACGACCUGAGAGAAGUUUACAUGGCCAAGCGGGUUGUUGACUUCGCUGAGCUUUUCAUCUUCUCGACUCAAGUCUACUCACCCGACGUCGAGAUUGCGACCACAUUCCUAGGAAAUCGAAAUACAGAGGAAGAGGCGACUGAUUGGAUCAAAUUUCAGAAUUUCCAAGCAGGAUUCAUCAUAGUCUUAGUUCAAUUUUGGUCAGGCAAUGCUGCGAGCCGGGCGCGCGUGAUGGAGACCCGCUUCAGUGAAGUUGUCAAGUUAACUCGUCAUCUUGGUCUUACCAAAUGUCGGCACCUGCCACAAGAACAUACCAGUGAAACGAUGUGGAUUCAAAUGGAGUCACGCAUUAGAACCAUGUCAAUUGUCUCAUUACUGGACUGCGCAUUCUAUUUCUAUCAAAAUUACCCCUAUCGCUACGGCAUCUUCGAAAUGGAGCUAGAUCUCCCCUGCGAACAGUCCCUAUUUUGGUCUGAUCAUCCAUUUUCCGAGCCAAAUUUCCGCCUUUCCCGCAACCUCAGCCUAUACCAAGCAUUCCAGAACCUUUUUGCUCCAACACCAGCGGAGUCUCCUGGCAGGCCACCCGAGUACUAUCAGAUGGAUAUGACUAUAUUUGAUAUGUUCAUGCUUAUACAUGUUCUUUUCGCUUUCAUUAACACACAAAUCAUGCUUAUCGGCCUCACGAAGCGACCAGGCUCUCCUUUAUUAUCGUUGCAUAGCCCUUCUGAUACCACAAGUCCACUUCCUGAAAUCUCAUUCCUCAACAACAUCAGAGUGGCCCUCUCUCGUUGGAGAGAGCAUUGGAUCUCAUUACGAAACCGAAUCUCAGAUGAUGAAUGGACUGCAAUGGGCUUCUACAAAAAUGGGUAUAGUCUUUGGCUUGUCUCACAGUUGCUGGUCACUAAUAAGGAUGCCGUUGACGUUCUAAUGGAAAUGGAGGUGAACUGCGAAGAUAAACUGGACAAAUUGAAGGUCUUGUUAAAAGAUGAACAGGAGUAA
Molecule: messenger RNA, 2148 nt
Organism: Penicillium malachiteum
Lineage: Eukaryota; Fungi; Ascomycota; Eurotiomycetes; Eurotiales; Aspergillaceae
Exons: 8
Coding region: 1-2148 (715 amino acids)
Biological process (GO): DNA-templated transcription; regulation of transcription by RNA polymerase II
Cellular component (GO): chromatin
Molecular function (GO): RNA polymerase II cis-regulatory region sequence-specific DNA binding; zinc ion binding; DNA-binding transcription factor activity, RNA polymerase II-specific
Source: RefSeq, a predicted model, not a curated record